Messenger RNA from Hydra vulgaris (swiftwater hydra), 503 nucleotides. RefSeq names its product NPC intracellular cholesterol transporter 2. Gene Ontology annotation, biological process: intracellular cholesterol transport. Gene Ontology annotation, molecular function: sterol binding. NCBI's taxonomy places the organism in Eukaryota, Metazoa, Cnidaria, Hydrozoa, Anthoathecata, Hydridae. The record is from RefSeq and is a predicted model, not a curated record.
UUAAAUUCUUUUUGGUAGGAUUAAAAAUUCUAACCAUGAAGAUUCUUUUUGGAUUUAUGCUCAUUGCAGUAUCUCAGUGUAUGAUUAUUAAAUAUAAACCUUGUGACAUGAGCUCAACAGUUGGUGACGUCGCAAUAAGUCCUUGUGAUAAACAACCUUGCGCGUUUCAAAGAGGAGGAAGUGCUAAUAUCGAGAUUAGUUUUACGGCAGCUAAAGAUGCUGAUAAGUUAACAACAGUUGUAAAAGGAAAAAUUGGUCCAAUAUGGGUUCCGUUUCCACUAUCCCAACCUGAUGCAUGCAAUAACGAAGGCUUGACGUGUCCUAUUAAAUCAUCUCAAAAAUACACUUAUCAAUAUAGUUUACCUAUUUCAGAGAGUUACCCAAAAAUAAACUUACCUGUCAGUUGGGAGUUAAAAGAUGAAAAAGGAGAAAGCCUUGUCUGCAUCAUAUUCCCAAUAUCACUUGUAUAAUAUUAAUUUAUUAAAUACAAAAUAUUGUUCAAA